AUGUCAAACUUAAAAAGAGUAUUCACCUUUUGCAUUAAGCCUAAACCAAAUACAAAAUGCAGUAAUGAUAAGAUAGGAAUUGACUGUUCGCUUGAGACACUUAGUACGGACUACUCCGAGUUUUCUUCAAGCCCAGCCAAGAGCAUAAUUAUGGAUCCAGCCGUCUCAGACCUCGCCUCAAGAGUGAGAAUCUGAUUACUGAACGAAGUUCUUCCUGACAACCAAAAAAGAGAAUUACCUUCUCAAUCUCUAAGUCUAAAGAAGACUAACAGUGCUUGUCCAAGAGUAUCAAAAUUCUCUUGGGAUUUUUCGAAUUCUUCAAGAGAGAACAUUAAAGCUAUAAGUGUCCCAAGACUUGCCUACUGAAGUACAAACAGAGAAAGAAGCAAAAAUGAUGAACACCCCAAAAAGGCUUCCUUUGCAAAGAGAAUCGAAGCAUUUAACUCUCUACAAAAGCUGGCCUAUAAUAUAAGGCAGGAUGACGAGGUAAUCUUUGGUGAAGAGAAGCCAUUUGAAUACCUCAAAGAAAUCCAAGAUUACCAGAAUGAAUACAAAACUGCUACAAAAACCAAAAAAUAUGAUUCUAGAUCAGUUAGAAUGAAUAAAAUUUCCUCAUCCAAAACUCUGGCUUUCAGCACCAGAACAAAAGCCAAGCCUCAGAAGCCCAGAAAUUUGAACAUAGUGGAGGCUCAGGCUGAGGAAGUCAAAGUUUCUCACAAAGUUCUUUCUGGAUUGGAUUCAAUAAUCAAAAAUUUCAAACUGUCUUCUAAAAUUUCAAAACUCUCAAAGAAGAAAUCUUCAAACAAGACAAAAUACCAACCGAAGAAAAGCAAGUGCAUUGGUACCUUAAAAGGACCUCUGGGAGAGCCUUGCUUGACUCACAUCCCUGUAGGCCAUCUACAAAAGAUAGUCGCAUCCUUAUCCCAACUUUAAACCUAACUUAAUCUUAACUAUAACUUGAAC
Molecule: messenger RNA, 963 nt
Organism: Moneuplotes crassus
Lineage: Eukaryota; Ciliophora; Spirotrichea; Euplotida; Euplotidae
Source: the annotation of a GenBank genome assembly